AUGUCGGUGAAGAAGAUUGCCAUCUUCGGCGCCACCGGCAGGACCGGGCUCACCACGCUGGCUCAGGCGGUGCAAGCAGGUUACGAGGUGACGGUGCUGGUGCGGGACUCCUCCAGGCUGCCCUCGGAGGGGCCUCAGCCAGCCCACGUGGUGGUGGGCGACGUUCGGCAGGCAGCCGAUGUGGACAAGACUGUGGCCGGGCAGGACGCUGUCAUCGUGCUGUUGGGCACCGGCAAUGACCUCAGUCCCACCACAGUGAUGUCCGAGGGUGCCCAGAACAUUGUGGCGGCCAUGAAGGCCCAUGGUGUCGACAAGGUCGUGGCCUGCACCUCGGCCUUCCUGCUGUGGGACCCGACCAAGGUGCCCCCACGCCUACAGGCCGUGACCGAUGACCACAUCCGGAUGCACAAAGUGCUGCAGGACUCGGGGCUGAAGUACGUGGCGGUGAUGCCGCCCCACAUCGGAGACCAGCCACUGACCGGGGCCUACACGGUGACCCUGGAUGGACGAGGGCCCUCGAGAGUCAUCUCCAAACAUGACCUCGGCCACUUCAUGCUGCGCUGCCUCACCACCGACGAGUAUGAUGGGCACAGAACCUACCCUUCCCACCAGUAUGACUAG
Pipistrellus nathusii (Nathusius's pipistrelle) is the source of this 621-nucleotide messenger RNA. The record is from the annotation of a GenBank genome assembly. NCBI's taxonomy places the organism in Eukaryota, Metazoa, Chordata, Mammalia, Chiroptera, Vespertilionidae.